Lathyrus sativus (Indian pea) is the source of this 1074-nucleotide messenger RNA. The record is from the annotation of a GenBank genome assembly. Lineage: Eukaryota; Viridiplantae; Streptophyta; Magnoliopsida; Fabales; Fabaceae.
AUGGCUUUCUUUGACAAAUCAUCUCGCAACUCUCUUGUUCCUGGAUUUCUUUACUCAUCAAAUGCAUUCUCUCAUUUGGAUUCUUCUUCAAUCAACCAUGCACCAUCACCACUACCACGUAGGAACAAUAUUCCUAUGAUCCCUUCACCGGCGGAGAGUAGUAUCCCCAUGUUUUCACCUGCAUUCUACGCUGCAUGCAGCGCCGGUGGAGUCUUCAGCUGUGGCCUCACCCACAUGGCUGUCACUCCUCUUGAUCUCGUCAAGUGCAACAUGCAGAUUGACCCUGCAAAGUAUAAGAGCAUUACAUCAGGAUUUGGAGUUUUGCUUAAGGAGCAAGGUGCUAGAGGUUUCUUCAAAGGCUGGGUGCCAACUUUGCUUGGUUAUAGUGCUCAAGGAGCAUGCAAGUUUGGAUUUUAUGAAUUCUUCAAAAAGUAUUACUCAGAUCUUGCAGGAGUAGAGAAUGCAGUCAAGUACAAAACUUUCAUAUAUCUAGCUGGUUCGGCUUCGGCGGAAGUUAUUGCUGAUAUUGCUCUUUGUCCUAUGGAGGCUGUCAAAGUUCGUGUGCAAACUCAGCCUGGAUUUGCUCGUGGUUUGUCCGACGGGUUGCCCAAGUUUAUUAAGGCUGAUGGUGUUUCCGGGUUGUAUAAAGGACUCGUUCCUCUCUGGGGCCGUCAGAUACCGUACACUAUGAUGAAAUUUGCUUCCUUUGAGACUAUUGUGGAGAUGAUCUACAAACAUGCCAUUCCAACUCCGAAAGCGGAAUGCAGCAAAAGUAAGCAGCUUGGAGUGAGUUUUGCAGCAGGAUAUGUUGCAGGUGUACUGUGUGCUAUUGUCUCACACCCUGCUGAUAAUCUUGUUUCUUUUCUCAACAAUGCCAAGGGAGCCACUGUUGGUGAUGCAGUGAAGAAGAUUGGAGUAGUUGGUCUUUUCACUCGCGGCCUUCCUCUUCGUAUAGUUAUGAUUGGAACAUUAACCGGAGCUCAGUGGGGUCUCUAUGAUUCGUUCAAAGUAUUUGUAGGAUUGCCAACUACUGGUGGAGCUGCUCCUGCACCAGCCCCUACACCUACCAAUUAG